Messenger RNA from Populus euphratica (Euphrates poplar), 1801 nucleotides. Its product is annotated as UPF0481 protein At3g47200-like. The transcript has 3 exons. The coding region runs from base 276 to 1535 and encodes 419 amino acids. Lineage: Eukaryota; Viridiplantae; Streptophyta; Magnoliopsida; Malpighiales; Salicaceae. The record is from RefSeq and is a predicted model, not a curated record.
GUUGUCCUAGCAUGCGGAGAUCAAGGACGAAGACUCUUCAACUUAUGGAGUCUUCGUCCUCUUGGCAUAUUAGGGCGACUAGUUCUAUUUCUGAUUAAUACAUAUUAUUCUAAUUUAUUUUUGGACUUUUGGCAAGGGUUGAUAGUUAUAAAAAACAUCUAAAUCUCAGCUCUAGAGAAGAUCCAUUGCAGAGCAAGGUUUGAGCUUCAAACAAGUAUUUGAUAUAUAAAUUGGUUUGUUUUUUCUGUGCCUCAAUUUCAAUCUCUGAAAAAGAGAUGAGUCGUCGGGACACUUUAUACGUUCAAAUCGACAAAAAGCUUAGAGAUUUGCCUUCUAAUCACUCAACAUGCAGUAUUUUCAAGGUUCCUGGUCGCCUCCGCCAUGUAAACGAAAGGGCAUUUGAGCCGGAAAUCCUCUCCAUCGGCCCUUAUCAUCGUGGAAAGGAUAAAUUGAAGAUGAUGGAAGAACAUAAAAAACGUUAUCUACAAAAGCUUCUUCAACGCAGAGCGGAAAGUAGCGUGCAAAGAUAUGUUACGGCCAUGAUUAGGGUGGAAGGAGAAGCUCGUAAAUUUUAUGAUCAGUCCGUAAGUCUAGGCCAGGAUGAAUUUGUCGAAAUGCUGCUUCUUGAUGGUUGCUUCAUUGUUGAGCUUAUUCGCAAGUAUAACAAUAUUCCAGGAGUAAGAGAUGACAAUGACCCUGUUUUCGAAGUGUCAUGGAUCCUCUCAAGCAUAGAAACUGAUAUGUUUUUACUUGAAAAUCAACUUCCAUUCUUUGUUCUUUGGGAGUUGUUUACUAUGACGUCUGAGGUGCAGAACGAAGACUUCUUUGGUAUGGCCUUAAGUUUUUGCCAGCGGAUAUUUCCAGGCUCAGGAAACCAUAGAAUUCCUGAGAAUAAAUACGAGCAUCUUCUGGAAAUAUUAUAUCAUACUGGGUAUCAGCCGCCUAUUACGAGGGCAUCACAGGACAACGAUCGGUAUUUCAUACGCAAUGCCAAAGAGCUGCAAGAAGCUGGCAUUAAAUUGAAAAAGCGAGAGGGGUCAGAGAGGUUGUUUGAUGUUGUCUUCUUGGAAAAUGGCACGAUAGAAAUCCCAUGUUUGAGAAUUUAUGACACAACAGAGUCGCUAUUCCGAAAUCUUGUAGCCUAUGAACAGUGCUCGCAGAGCAAGCAUCUGUACGUCACUGAUUAUAUAACUCUGAUGGAUUGUUUAAUCAGCACUCAAGAAGAUGUGCAGAUACUUCGACACUCGGGAAUUAUUGAAAAUGGGUUGGGCGAUGAUGGAAUGGUCUGCUCCUUGUUCAAUAAACUAGGCAUAAAUGUCAUUCUCUCCCAUCGUCGUUACUUCUAUUAUGAUAAAGUAUUCGACGGUGUGAAGGAGCAUUGCAAUCGGAAGCGCAAUGUAUGGAUGGCGAAACUGCAGCAUAAUUAUUUCAACAGUCCAUGGGCACUGCUUUCGUUUUUAGCCGCUGUUGCAUUGCUUCUAUUCACCCUGGUACAAACUGUGUUUACAGUCAUGUCUUAUUUCCAAAAGGAUUAGCGUGACACAGAUCCAUUACAGAAUGCUGUCUUGUUUCAAAUAAUUAAACUCUCCAACCAUCUUUUCCAUGUUAGACAAUCUUCAGCUGAAGAAAGUCUGUGUUUGAUGGAUCAAUGGUAUAUCUCUGCCUUUCUCCGAUUCUGAAUGAAUGCUUAUGUAUUCGUGAUUCUAAUAGAACUUCAUAUGCCUGUAUUUGAUGGAUCAAUUAUGUAAUAAUGACUAUGCUUUGUUAUUCUAAUGCCGAAUGAAGGUUUUUAUUUUCUUUA